Molecule: messenger RNA, 7570 nt
Organism: Dromaius novaehollandiae (emu)
Lineage: Eukaryota; Metazoa; Chordata; Aves; Casuariiformes; Dromaiidae
Gene: MACC1
Product: MET transcriptional regulator MACC1
Exons: 5
Coding region: 146-2707 (853 amino acids)
Cellular component (GO): cytoplasm
Source: RefSeq, a predicted model, not a curated record
GGUGUGCUCUGAGCAGCUAGCCUACCCCUGUUAUGCUGGAUUUUUUCAAAGUCAGAGUAAGAAUAGGUCUCUAACAACGGUAUUGAUGUUCUAAACAAUAAUGUAAUUUGGAUCUAGGAGAAAGCCCCUAGUGCUUGUUUUCAGAAUGGAGGAAAAUAUUUCCAGUAGUGAAAUAGCUUCCUUACAUGCUGGAGAGACUCCACGGAGCAGAUCAGAAGGGACUCUGAUUGACAUGGAUGACCAAGCACCUUCAUCCAGCUACAAUGACAGUGAAAGUAAAUUGGAUUUGAAUAUUGACUGUUCUGAUGUAUUCAAACAUGUCCAUGCUGUUUCCAAGACUAACCCUUUCUGGAAUGAACUGUCAACAUCCAACCCUUUCAUACAUGACAUAGCUGCUUCAAAUAGAAAUGAAAAUAAUAAAUACCUUUCUGUACUAAAAGAAAAACCCUAUUUGUUCUCCAGAGUUUCUAGCAACAGGGACUCUUUGGCUUCCUCAGGUGAUGAGCUAGAUAUUGAUUGUCUUCUGAGAAAGACUUCAGCAAGAAGAUCUGGACGAUCCAAAAGUGUCUCUGACUUCCUGGAUAUUAUUGAUAACCAAAGACUUAAUGCUCACAAGACAGCACCUCAAAAAACUGUAGUUUCAGAUACAGCAUGGCUUCAAAAUGACCGUGAAGCCUACAGGAUGGCUUGGUUGAGUCACCGACAGCUGACCCGGUCUUGUUUAGAUUUAGAAACAAUGAGUCAUAGUCCUGGAUGGGCACAAACGCAAGCUACAGAUAUUCAUGUAGUUUGUAAACUGAAUCAUGAAGGGGGAUCAAUACAGCUACCUGACUCUGAUAUCAAUGUUCACAUCCCUAUGGGCCACGUAUUACCUGGAGAAUACCAAGAAGUUGGUUUAAAGGCCAUUCUUAACCCUCCACUAUCACUUAACAAUGAACUGUCUAGCACUGUAAGUCCUCUAAUAGAACUUACAUUAAGCAACCUCAACACAAGGGAAGCCAUUUUCCUAGAAGUGAAAGUUGCAGCUGAAGUGAAGAACGAUCCUCUCAGCCAAGUUAUGACUGAUAUUGUAUGCUUUUACAGUCUCAGUAAAGAAGGGCCUUUUAAGAAGUUACGGAACUGUUACUUUUAUCAAGAUACCAUACAAGUGAAGCUAACAGACCUAAGUCGCGUGAUGUAUACAGUGAUUGCAGUACAAGCAAAUAAAAUUCAGCCUCCAGCCACUAAUAUCUGGGACUAUGUUCAUAGAACUGUCUCAGUUGGAAUUUAUGGUCCCAAAUAUAUUCACCCAUCUUUUACAGCAGUUUUUACAGUCUUUGGUCAUAACUACAUUCCAAGAAAACUUACAAUUUGUGAUAUUAAAAAGGGGGGGAAAAAUAUGCCCCCUGUUGUGUUUCAGCUGUGGGGAAAGCACACAUUUCUGCUUGAAAAGCCACAAGAUCUAAACAUUUCUUUGAUAUCCUGUGAUCCAGAUUUUGAAGUGAAGAUGGAAAAUGAAAGCAAAAGUAUUAAGGAAGAAGAACUGAAAACUGGUGAAAUGGUGCACCAGCAAUUCCUGUUUUCCAUGCUAGGAUCUGGGGAGAUGCAUUUCUUUGUUUUCCUUGUUCGGAUUAAAGACUUAAAAAGUAGCCGAGUGAUGCAGUUCUGUGUUACGACUCCUGAUCCAGCUCCAAAAUUAAGCGGAAUUGUCAGUAGGCCAAAGCGCUUACAAAAACGCAAAGAAAUCAAGUCUGCACCUUUGCUAUUAAUACCAACAGUUAAAUAUCCGAAGUUUCAAGAUAAACGUUUAAACGUUAACACUUACGGAGUGGCUUUGAAAACUGUGUUACGUCAAAGUAAGAUUGACUAUUUGCUAGAAUAUUUUAAAGGGGACACAAUAGCACUUCUUGGUGAAGAUAAAGUAAAAGCCAUUGGGCAGACUAAAAUAAAAGAAUGGUAUGUAGGAGUUCUUAGAAGAAAGGUUGGUCUUGUACAUUGCAGAAAUGUAAAAGUGAUUUCCAAAGAACAAGCUAUGGAUAUUGCUGAUAGUGAGCUACCAACCAGGAAUCUUGUUGAACAAAUUGCACUGCCAUUUAAAAAACUGACUUACAUCUACUCAGUCGUCUUAUCUACAGUAUCCGAGAAUGUUUAUGAUUGGAGAGCUUUGGCUGACGUGCUAGGACAUUCACAUGUGUCAUGGGAUGACUUUAAUGAGGCAUAUGUUGAUAAGGAAUCAGAAAGAGUUGCACAUGUUGUGAAGAGGCUGAAGGAAGACUGCCAUGCUAACAAAAAGAAAAGACUAUUUCUUUAUGAGCUCGUUGUUGCACUUCUGAAGAUAGAUUGCCAGGGAUUAGUGGCACGUCUUACCCAGGACACUGUCAUUUUGACUUCAGCUGUGAAGCUUGGCAGAUACUGGAGGGAACUUGCAGAGAAGCUAGCCAGACUCACAAAGCAGCAAAUUGAGGCUUAUGAAGUACCUCAUCAAGAGAAAAAUGGAGAGGUAGCUCUGGAGAUGAUGUGGAAACCUGCAUAUGACUUUCUGUACACAUGGGCUGCCCAUUACGGAGAUAGUUACAGAGAUGUCUUACAAGACCUGCAAUCGGCUUUGGACAAAAUGAAAAACCCUGUAACAAAACAUUGGCGAGAGUUGACUGGAACUUUGAUUCUUGUGAACUGCAUGGAUGUUUUAAGGGCAAGUGCUUUCUCCACAAAGGAGGAAGAAGAAUAGAGCACCAAGUUAUUUUCUGGAAAAUCCCUUGGGAACUAUACUGAUGAUUUUUGUUUGUUUGUUUGUUUCAGUUAUGCUUACAAAAAAGGACAGAGCACAGUUCAUUUUACCUGUGUUCAUGCUGCAUCUAGCCCCCCAGGCCUCAGCUGCAGCUACCUGAGAUCCUGAGAGCCUGAGACAGACCUUGCCAGUGGCUGCUGAAUAGGUCUUUGAGAAACAGUGGGGAUUAAACUAGUGAGGCCAGCAGAAAUAAUUUGAGUUCUAAGAACUGAUUUCUAAAAGGAGCUACUUCUGAUUGCACUGACUUCUGGCCGGAGAUCAGUUUUAUGAAAAGAGUCAUGCAUGGACGAGUUCAGCCCAUGAGACAUAGGUUUACAUUUCCAGUGGGGCAUUCAAAUCUAAAUCCGUGAUUUUCAUUGGUGCCAGAAGCUCUUGACUGCAAGUCAAUGGGAGCAGGGUAGCCUAAAAAACCCAUAGGUUUCUUCUGUCCUCAACUGGGACAAAAUUCAUAUUCUCAUAAAACAGGAAUUCAAGCAGUUAUUUAGACCUGGAAAAAUAUAGAUGGGCUGUUCAGUCCUUUCAAAACAGUUUCUAGUGGAUUUUUUUUUUUUGAGACUCCAAGACAGAAACAGGCAAUUUAUUGAUCAAAAUGGUUGUUUAUUGAGGUGGUUGAAGAGGUUUUGUCCCUCUUUCCACACCAGCAAAUCUGCCUAGAUUCUGCACAGUGGAAAUUUAGUAAGCCUUUUUAAGUACAUUGUUCUUCUGUCUGAUCACUUGCUUAUUAUUACUCCGUUAUUACGUAGGGAAGGAUGGCUUGGUCAGUACAAAGACUGUAGACAGUUCGUAUACACUUCUGUUCAUCAUUCUUUUCUACAUUAUUGUAUGAAAAAUAUGGGAGGCAGCUAUUUUCUAAAAAAAAACAACCCCCCCCCCAAACUAACAGUGGGGUGCAUUUUAGAUUCAUUUUUUUUAAUACAGCAGUUAAUUCCCAUUAGUCAUAUGCUCUAAAAUAACCCUGCUUGUCAGUAAAUCUUGUGAUUAGAAAAUAUAAAUGCAGAGAAUGCAAGUUGAAUAACAGUCACAGUCUAACUGACUUUCUUUUAAUUUUUUAACAUAAGCUUCUAAAUAAAUUAUUAGUUAAAAGGUAACUCUAAAAGGUAAAGCCAUUUUGAGUAUCUUUAAUCAAGGUUCAUUGAGAAACAUCAGCAAACAGCUGUCAUUCUGCUCAUGACAACCAGCUGAAAAGAAAAUUGAUGUUCUGCCAUCACUUCUAGUUGACAAGACAAAGACAGAUUCUUUCUGGACUACCACAAAAUAGUAGAAUUUCAGCCCAGAACUUGUGCUUCAGUUGUUUUCUGUCGUUAGUUGAUCUCUGUUCGGGAGGAAGGUUUUGUGAUUCUAAAACAAAAUAGAACAUUUAACCCCCCCCCCCCCCCCGCCUCUUUUCCUCUACCUGCUUUCUUUUCUAAUUUAAUUAAGCUUUUCCAAAGCAUUUAUGGCUAAAGAAAGAGGCUGAGGAAAGAGCACUUGUUCCAGUAAAUGGAAAACUCACUCACCAACCAACAGAUCCUUAACCAUCAGGGCAUGACUGAAUUAGCAUGCAUGCAAGUCAUCUGGCUUCGAUAGACUUGCUCCUGAUGUGCAACAGGAAGGGGAAUUCAGCGCACAAAACAUUGUAUUUGUUGAUCAAGAAAAGAUGGAGAAAGAGUCAGAUUAUCUGAAAUCUCUGUUUCAGGUACUAGCACCUAUUUGAUAUCUUGCCCUGUGCAGUUUUGAAAAGAGCUUCAGAGAAAAUAUAAAAUGACAUUCUCUUAGUACCGUAUAUGUUCAUGUAGAGACGAGCACUUCCUCUCUGCUUGCUUGCAGGGAGAAAAUGUCUGUUCUCUUUCUCUGUUGUGCUGCUGGGUAAGGAAAAGGUGCAUGCUAUUUCCUUUUAAAGUACACUUUAAAGUAUUAAAAAUCAAAAUAUUGUUAAUAUUAUAAAUAAAAUUUAAAAUUACAAAUUCAACUAAAGUUAUUUAAAAAAUAAUAUUUACUAGGAAAAACUGCAUAUUCUCAGGGGAACAUUUUUGUUUGAACUAUAGCUGCUGCUCAUAGCAGAAUCACAACUUGAAUGAGAUUUUGCAACGGUACAACAGAUUACAGGCCCUGUCCCAGCAUUGAACUGCAAGGAAAUACUUUUUUGGCUUCCUGCAAGCAGACAUAUUUGAGCAGGUCCCAUAAAUAUCUUUCAGCUUCACCAUAUUCUCUUGCCAGAAAAUCCUCUUCAAGCGAGGCAGGCUAUUCUGUCUUUACUUAAAACCCUGUUAAGCUACCAUUUUUCCUCUGGCUGCAACAGCUGAGCAACUCAGCUUGCUUCUGCUUCUGUGGACAUGUCUUUGCUGCUAUACUAUUCUUGCACCUUUAAUACCACUACUCAAUGUUUACUGCAUGCCCUAUUGAAAAAAAAAAAGUAGUCUCUUAAUAAUAAGAACAGGAAAAUACAAAACUGAAUUACAAGUCAAAAUGAGGAAAUGUUGCCAGAAGCUACCCAUUCCUGGCUGUGUGAUUCUACCCAAUAUGAUGGACAAGCUGCCCAAAGCCACGUCUGAAGGACAGUUCAGACUGAGAAAGUGGAUUGUGAUCAGGGAUUCAUGAAGAAAAGUGUUUGGAGAGCAGAAGCUGGGUGCCCAUCAGUCUCAAGGCCAGAUCCUUUCGUUGCUGUGAAACAGCAGCAAAGAUGUCUCUGCCUUGAACAAGAGUUGAAUUUGGCCUCAUAGAUAUAGAAAAUAUUGACUUAGUGAGUCAGUGUUCUCUCUAGCAUGAAAUAUGCAGCUGGUCCUCCAAGUAUAUGUCUUUAAAAGGGAAUUUAUAUCUGUCUGUGUAGUUGUGCUGUAUGCUGGAGUCUUUGUGAACUUUGGUUGCUAAUUGCAUUCCCCAUCCUUUGCUAUAAGCUUCUGCUUAUAUGAAUGAAAUGUGCACUCGUGCAAUAUUCUGUUUACUUUAGCAGCCCACACUGGAUAUAAAAAAAUAGGUAUUAAAAACCUAUAUUUUAUUUAUUGCUCUAGUAUUCAAAACCGCAAAAUGCCAGCUGAGAGUUGAAGCAGCUGCACUCAGCAGCAACACACAGCUAGGAGCACAUGGCUUUGGUAAACACACUCUGUUCUUGACCUUUUCUCCUUUCCUCCCACCCUGUCAAGAGAGAACAGCUUUCCCAUGAGCCUGCACACAUACCUCCUUGCUUUUCUGCAAAGAGGGGUAAGAUUAACAGCUCCUGGGGAGGAGACAAGGAAAAAUACCAGCUCCUGGUCCUAGCCUUAAGUGACCCUUCAGUCUUAGGUUUCCCAGUUUUUCUUGCCAGCACAGCCUGGGGAAGAGAGCUGUCAGCCCGUUCCAUUGCCCUUUGUAUAUAUAGGUAGAAAAAAGUGUCAACCAUCCAUCGAAGAUCGGAAUGGCUAAGUUCUUUAAACAACCAAGCAAAAAACUUAGGAGCAUGCCAACUGCCUCAUCACUUCACCUGCCAGUGAAAACUGGAGGAAGUAUUCCUUCUGGUCUGGCUGCCCUCACCCCUGGCUGGGGCAGGCACAUUCCACAGUGCGCAGCAAUAAGAAAAGUCCUGCUGUCACUCACACUAGAAAUGCUGUUUCUUUUCAUUGAAAUUAGAAGCCCUUCCUGUUAUUACAGUGCAGAGGCAUCUCAGCUCCAUGCCAUUUAAUGGCACAGUGCAGUGACAUAUUUCUAAACUAAUAGCUGUCAAAACAAGAGAGAAAAGACAAAUUAUUCCCCCAUAUCAGUUCCAGCCCUGAGCUGGGUUUGGGGAAGGUUUCAGUUCCCUAGGUUUCAAUUCCUGGGUGCUGUUUUGGAAAGCAGAAGGAUGGGGAAGGAAAUGAAAGUUUCCUGUGAAAUAUAAGUAAAUGGCUAGUCGACAAGCCAGUCUAUGGAGAUGCGCAAAGCAGCAGAACAGAUGCCAGGAGCAAGCUACAGGGUCAAUGCUGCGUAGCACGUUCUUCAGGGAAUCAUCCAGGGAAUGACAUGGAGGCAUCAGCCUCCAUCUUCCUAUCAAGGCCAGAGAAGUGGAGAGAGCUGGGUAAGUGUCUCUCUUAAGUCAUUUCUGUGAAAAUGUCUGGCUUUCACAAAUUAUGCUUUAAAACCUAACCUGUGUGAAAACUAAUAACCAAGCAUCUCCUGAGAAGCAACUCUAUUUCUUGUUUCGAGGUAAUUCUGAACACCUAUUUCUGAAGUACCUCUGAAUUCAUUCUCAGUAAGCAAUCAGGCCAACAAUCAUUUAAACAAUAGACUAUGGUUUAGAAGUGCAGAUUGUAAUACCAUGUUCCCAGCUAAACUUCAUGAACCUGGUUCUUCUUCAGCUAACAGCUUGUGUCAGCCAUCAUGGACAGUUGAAGCAAAUAUGGAUACAAAGCUUUACUAUUUUGUUCUGUUUCUGUUGUAGCUAUGAAAAAUGCUCAUGAAGAUAAUGCAAUGGAGGGUAAGUGGUUUGGAUUUUUUUCUUCCCUAGGAAGAACAUGUAGCAAAUGGUACUCUGCACUUGAUUUCUUCUUCUCACUUCUAACUCAUUAACCAAUAAUAACCCCAGUAUACUUUAGUGUGAGAGAGCAAGCAGUGUAUUAAAGUCUCUGGAGGUAUUUAAAAAAAAUGUUAGUCCAGUGAAGGUGAUAUCCUUUGCUACUUAGUAGUUCUUGUGCUGUCAAUAAAUGGCUACAGACACUAUGGGAUGUAGUCCUUCAAAUAAUCUGGAGACUAUUCUUAGUAUAGAAAAUGUGAUUUUAUAUUUACUGUCAAACUAUAUGUAUUAUCUAUUUUUUUAACUUACAGUAUAUAUUUUUAAACAUAAUAAACAUGGGAAAAUGAUAUUGUCCACUGGAA